AUGAAAGAUUUUAUGAACUUUGAACCCAUUCUUCAGAAAUUGCCUUUUACUUUUGCUCCCAUAACUACUGCUGCAGAUUUUACGCAGUUUAAAUUAGACGAGAUUCUCUCGCAUUUCGGAGUAAAUCGCCAAGGCCUCUGGAAAUAUGAGUUUUGUUCUAAUUCACAUCAUUUCCAGAUUUCUCCAGGUGGUGAUCUCCCACUUUUCUCAGAUUUGUGGACUACCACCACCAUGGAUUCUGAAAAACUCUCACCGGUCACUCUGUCCUCGUCUUCAUCUUAUGAGGAUGCUCUAUUCCGAGCAUUCGUGUCCCCGUCACUCGCUGUAAUUAUGAGUUUGUCUCCAUUAUAUGACUCUCCUGCUCCAGAUCUUCAAGAUCCAAGCUUGGUGAAUAUAAAUUUGCGUAAUUGGCUUGACUACUACAAGUGGCGAGGCCUUUGCUCUCCGGAUGAAGAAAGUAUUUCUAAUCCACUGGCCUUGCUACUUCACUGGCCUCUUACUCUUUAUCAUAUUGUUGCUCACAAGCUUCCACAAAUAAACCCCUUCUGUAUCCCAAAAAUUUUGAUAAAUCGGAAACUUAUCAUACAUGUGAUUGGAGUUGAAAAAGAACUCUCUCUUUUGCCAGUAUUCAAAGAACUGGAUCAUUUAUUCAAACCACAACUCAGAAUCUAUAUCUAUUUCAUUGGUAGGCAUUUUGAUGUUGCAGCAGAUAGAGUUGUUUAUCAUCUUUCGUCACGAUUGUCCGUAAGUGUUUGGAGUGGAUUAUAUCAUGAAUUUUUGCAUACUCAAAAACCAACAAGUGAACUGCCUGAUUUAAUUAUUGGUUUCAAUGCUGGUCUCGCUGCCUAUCCAACUUGGCCACUCACACUGUCUUCCAUCGCUGAAACUGGUGUGCCAGUGUUCUUUACAGAUUCUUGCUUAUACAGUUCAUUAUGGGGUUUCCAGGUAUCAAGUUCUUUGGGUUUAGGCCCAAGUAAACCUGAUGCCAUUUUGGACGAUGGUUAUGACCAAACCAAUGGUUCCAAUCAAACAUGUCUGUUUCUAAAUCCGUUUCGAAGCCCUGUCCGUAUUGAGGCGCCUGGUGUGCGAUGGAGCUGGUUCUCAAAUGCCUUCAUAUUCUCCCCUUUUUAUCCUGCAGAUUAUUUACAGCAACGGUCAGACCUACCUCAGCGAAUGGCUUCAAUGAAUGUAUGA
Molecule: messenger RNA, 1194 nt
Organism: Schistosoma guineensis
Lineage: Eukaryota; Metazoa; Platyhelminthes; Trematoda; Strigeidida; Schistosomatidae
Source: the annotation of a GenBank genome assembly